Messenger RNA from Spea bombifrons (plains spadefoot toad), 2577 nucleotides. RefSeq names its product putative bifunctional UDP-N-acetylglucosamine transferase and deubiquitinase ALG13. The transcript has 25 exons. Lineage: Eukaryota; Metazoa; Chordata; Amphibia; Anura; Pelobatidae. Gene Ontology annotation, molecular function: cysteine-type deubiquitinase activity. Gene Ontology annotation, biological process: protein deubiquitination. The record is from RefSeq and is a predicted model, not a curated record. The coding region runs from base 1 to 2577 and encodes 858 amino acids.
AUGCACAAGGGCUGGAAGAAAUACUUCGGGCAGAAGUCCCUGAAUGAUGUGACUAUGGAUGAAUAUCUGGGGAGCCUGGGGCUCUAUAGGAAGCUGACGGCCAAGGACGCCUCAUGCCUUUUCCGCGCUGUGUCCGAGCAGUUGUUUUACUGCCAGAUUCACCACAAUGAAAUAAGGAAAAUCUGUGUGUCUUAUAUGCGGAAGAAUGAAAACCUCUUUGACUCUUAUGUGGAAGGGCCUUUUGAAAAGUAUCUGGAGCGAUUAGAAGAUCCCAAGGAGAGUGCUGGUCAGCUUGAAAUCUCUGCUCUUUCCUUGAUUUUCAAUCUAAAUUUCAUUAUUUAUAAAAGUCCUGGAAAACCACCUACAUACGCUACAGAAAAUAACUGUGAUGGAAAGAUAAUGCUGUGUUCUUCCAGCAAUGGUCAUUAUGACUCUGUCUUUUCCAAACAAUUUCAAGCAAAUGCUGCCAUAUGUCAAGCUGUUCUGUACGAGUGUCUGUACAGAGAUGUCUUUGGAGUGGAUGAGCGAGAGUUGACCUCUGCUGUUGAACUUUUCCGAAGUGGUACCAAGAAAAACCGAAACAGUGCCUCCACUGGCAGCGAAGAUGCGAACUAUGACUGCACUCCAGAACAACCAACUAAAGCACCAGGUGACCGGAGGGCAGAUGACUGGGAUAGAAAAGACUUUGAAAAUUCCUCAGAAGACAAAACCAAGCAGGGUUUGGAGGAAGCAAAGUCUACAGAGAACCCUAACAAGAUGCCUUUUCCGUAUAAAGUAUUGAAGGCGCUUGACCCAGAAAUAUAUAGAAAUGUGGAGUUUGAUGUCUGGUUAGACAGUAGAAAAGAGCUUCAGAAAACUGACUACAUGGUGUUUGCUGGAAGGCACUAUUGUCUGGGUGACAAAUGUCAGGUACGUCUAGAGCCUGGAGGACGUUACUACAAUGCCCAUAUCCAAGAAGUUGGUCAAGAUACUAACUCUGUAACGGUGUUCAUUGAAGAACUUGCAGAAAAGCACCUUGUCCCACUUGUCAAUUUAAAACCUGUCACUCAGGUUAUCCCAGUUCCUGCAUGGAAUUCUGCCAAUAACCGGAAAGGAGGGAACUACCAGAAAAUUCCAGGAGCUUACAAUGGUGACAUAGAUCUUGAUCUGAAGGCUCGCAAGAGGCUCUUCAAGAAAGUACGUGGGAAGGAGACUCCAGGAAACCUUGCCUCUUAUGAACAUUUCCGGCCUCCUCAAUCUCCUCAUCGACAAGGCAGAAGCUAUGGAUUCCCAAAGGGUUCACCUCGAUACAUUAACAGACACCCCGUGAUCAGCCCUGAGAUCUCAUUUUAUCACAGUCCAGGAAAGAGAUGCUACCAGACCUUUGAUAAUUACUCCUACCGAACCCGGUCCUACAGCCGGAGCAGGAGACCAAUCCCAUGUGUAAACAAAGAAUGCCAGUUUGGAUUUGUACCUGACCGAGAAGAUGAACCUCGAGGUUUGGAUGACGCUAUUACGUAUUAUGAACUUGAGGAAGGAGAUGAUGCAACAUUUGUCCCCCUAGCUAAUCAGGGCAGCACAAUGGUACCGACUGCAGGUUUUUGGGUUGCGAGGAGUAGUCCUGGUCCUAUUGGCUCAGGGAAGCAGAAUAUGAAUUCAUCGGAGGAUGAGAUAGAAGAGCCGAGUGAUGGUGGAGACUAUCAUGGAGACUUCAUCUAUACUUCAGAAGCUGCCUUUGAUAACUCUUCAUUAUAUAGUGCAACAGAGUCAACACAGAACUUGUCUCUACAAGAUGAUGUUUCCAGAGUUGUGCCUACUCAAGAUGACAUGGCUUAUAAGUACACAGAUCAGGUCACCUCAGUUAUACCUGCAUCAUCCUGUGCAAAUUCUGCAUCAGCUACGGUGAUGUCUUCCAGCUCUGCUGUGGUCAUCCCAUCCACAAGCACAUCAUCUGUCUUACCGCAGACAGCUGUACAGCCCAUGAUUGCCUCUCCACCUCCCGCUGCUGGCAGGCCAGCAACGAGUACUCCUGGGGACAUGGGAGACUGCACUGUUCCUCUACCGCCGCCACCUCCUCCUUAUUCUUGUGAUCCAAGUGGCAGUGACUUGCCUAGAGACACCAAGGUUUUGCAGUAUUAUUUUAAUCUUGGACUGCAAUGUUAUCAUCAAAGUUUCUGGCAUUCUAUGGUUUAUGUGCAACAGGCCCCACCACAAGCCCAUGUUGAGCCUUACCAGGCUUUUCCUGAACCAAUAUCUAUAGUCGACCAGUCUGUGCCUCCAAUAUACAAUGAAAAUAGACCAAUGACGCUCGAUAGUGGAGGCACUUUUCCAAAUGUGGAUUCAAUGCUUCCCCCACAUGGAGCCGUUUAUUACCCCUUUGUGACAGAUCCAUACAGUCAGCCACCACCAAUAGCUGGCUUUGAUUCAUGUGUGCCUAUUGUGCCUACUUAUCACUAUUUAGGGCCUUGGCAACCAAUAAGCCAACCCUACAGCAAUUCCCCCCGGGUACACAAUACUGUUAAUACUGGACAUAUACAUCAAGUGAGCUACAUCGCAACACCGACUCCCACCACCCACUUUGUGCCCCAAGCUAUAUGA